CAGCCAGCCCGGUGUGCUGUGCCCUGCAACAAGCGACAUGGGCCUGCGCGAGGGGGAGGCAGCACAAUCGCAGCGCCUGGCAAGGAGAGGCAUGCAGAUUUAAGGAUGCCUGGACGGCCUGGCCCUCGACUCGCACUCUGCGACGGUCUGCUUUCAUUUUGCCUCGAACGCUGUCUCUCUCGCUCGCUGGUAUAGCGCCAGCCCCAACGCCCAAGUGGUCUCGUACCUGAUCUCAUUCGUCGUAGGAUAUACCUACAGAUUGACACCAUCCUGCAGCAAUGCAGUCCUCCCAGUUGCCGCCGUCGCCGGUCAUGCCGUCCCGGAGCACCAAGCCCUCGUCCAAGCCAAAGCCAGGCCGGCCGCCCGGGUCGUCUCUUGCGAAUGUUUCCACUAUGAGCCUUGCGUCCUCGACCUCGUCUGCAGCCCUCGAUCCGAGUUCGUCGUCGCUCGCCGCUGACCUGAUCGCCGAUGUCUUUGCCUCGUGGGACUCUGGCAAGCCCACGUCCAACUUUACCACAUUCUCGGCCGGCUCCUCUACCUCUCUGGACCUGUCGCCCGGGAACAAACCGUCAGCGUCCUCCAGCGAGCGCCCUCUCGAUGGGGAUGCUUUGUCGGCCGCCACGGCAUCGCGCAAACUGGUUCGGCCGGCAUUGUCGCAGCUCGAAGCCGAUGACCCCUCCCUCCCCAACUCGCUGCUCUCCCCGACCUCAGCAGUUGCUCCUGGUCGUCGGCACUAUCCCGCACUCUCCAAGGUCACCCCUGUCGCCGGAUAUACACCGCAGCCGCCCCCUGGAUCGGAGCUCGAGCCUCAGCCCGGCCACACCGCAAGGGCUCCUUCGCGAGCCUCGCUCUGGCACAACUCUGAGGCCGACCACCUCUCGUCGUCGCUCGCGACUCAGGGCAGCCUGAACAGCAAGGAGGAGGUCCCGACACCCCGUUCACACACUCCAACGGCCGGUCGCAAGUCUUCGGCCUCAGCUACGGGCAUGGCGGCGCAGGCCGCCACCCAGAGCCAUUCGAGCCGAGAGUCGUCGGCCCGGACGCUUUCCUCAAACAGCUCGAUCGCAUGCUCGGCGGACGAAGCCCCGAAGCAAACCGAUCCUCCCAAGUCCGUGGGCGGAGCCCGCAACAACGCCAACAAGACCCAUGAUCCGACCGAGUUUUUCCAGUCCUUUGCGCGGUCGUCCAUCUGGAACAGCGAGCCGAUUGUGGGGCUGAUGGAGACCCCGGAUCUCAGCCUCAGAAUCGAAGGCAGCAAGUCCAACUUGCGCUCGGAGCUGACCGAGAGCCCGCUUGAGUCGCCGCAUGGAUCGUGUUCGUUCGAGUCCCUUGGAAAUGGCCAUGUGUCCUCAGGCUUUUCCAGCCCAGCACCGAGCGACCUCUAUGCCACUUCGCGAUCGAGCACGCCUCGACUCCCAAGCACGUCGAUGGAUAACAGCCGCUACGUCCCGCCAGCCACGUAUGCUUCUUCGAGUGCCGCCAGCGCAUAUGGUGAUAGUUCCUAUCCGCCUUCGCUCCACGAGUCGCCAGUCCUGCAGCGAACUACAACCGGCCAGUCUUCUGUGUCGGUGUAUCCCGAGUCCCAGAGCGACCGAGCACUAGGUUCCCGAAGCGCUUCGCAAACCUCGCUCCCUGCAUUCUUGAGCACUCAGCUGCCGAUCAGCAGUAGCAAGUCAGAAAGUCGGGGAUCGCCGCUGCGCAAGUUGAGCUUGAGUCGAAAGAGCAACCGCUCCAUGGCAAGUACAUCGACAUCCAAUCCGCCAUCGCCAACCAAGCACACCGCUGGGCUGUUUGCCGCACCGGGCUCGUAUCCUGUGAAUCUCAGUCGGUCCAAGUCAUCCGUUUCGCUCCACCGAUCGAAAUCCGAGGGAGGCUCCAAGCACGCUCCGAGCUUUGAAGAUGCCCCGCCAAUGCCCAAGAUGUCGCUGGAUGCAAAGCGCUCAUUCGAAUGGAACGAUGCCAGGUCUGCCGGUACACAACAGAUGCACCAGCAGCCCGCAUAUCCACAGCAGCAGCAGCAGCAGAUGUACCAGCAGCCCACAUAUUAUCCACAGCAGCAGUACUAUCCCAACGUCCCGAGGCAACCGUAUCCUUCGCCAGCGCGAGUCGACCCGGCUGUGACCAGCCCCCCUCAGUAUACGGGAUUCCCGAGCACGAGUACGGGCUCGUCUCACACCUCUCCCCAAAGCCGGGUCGGCACCUUCACAACAGUUCCUUAUGUCUCCGCCAAGUCGACACCUGCAGCGACACAAAUCGGCGCCAAGCGACAGGUUGCUGUCCGACAGAACCAACCCCGAGCCGAGCCGGUCCGCAUGCAGCUUUGGACGACGCCCUCCCGUUUUGGCCCUUGAUUUUAGACUAAUGCUUUGCCUAUCAUUCCUCAUACUCGUACUCUCGUCGUCGUAUUCUUGCUUUGGUUGGUUGCUCGCCGGCUCACUCGCUGCAUGCUGCGAACCUCAUAUGCUGAUGCUGUUGUUGAUGCUUCUGAUGCCACGCCGCGGCUCCAAAUAUACAGCCUGCCUUUCC
Polychytrium aggregatum is the source of this 2526-nucleotide messenger RNA. RefSeq lists its product as uncharacterized. The coding region runs from base 279 to 2351 and encodes 690 amino acids. The transcript is spliced from 2 exons. NCBI's taxonomy places the organism in Eukaryota, Fungi, Chytridiomycota, Chytridiomycetes, Polychytriales. The record is from RefSeq and is a predicted model, not a curated record.